GUUUUCGAUAGAUGGGCAACAUGAGGUUUUGCUCUAAGGAUACUUCCACAACUCCUGGGAAAGUGGAACCUUUGUUAUAUCGCGGCACCAGACGCUAUGUUGACUUAUGAAGACUUUACAGUUUGCAAGAGUUUAUUAUUAAUGACAUAUGUUUAGUAAGCGAAUAUCUUAAGCUGGAUAACUCCCUCAAGCCCGACAGCAGUUAUGGAGGGCCAUGGUGAAUCAAUGGACUUGGCGACACAGAGGGAGAAGAUACAGCAACAGAUUUUAGCACUUGAGAAAUAUUUUGAUGCUGAAGACCAUUCUGACCUGUCGUCAUGUAGCUCAUUAGAUGGUGAGGAAUCGGAUGAGGAUGAGGAUGAGGAUGAGGAGGAUGAUGUCACAUUGGACAAUAAAAGUGGUCUUGAUGCCAAGCAUGAGAAAAUUCAGAGAGAGAUCAAAGAACUGGAGGAAACACUUGGCCUCUGUACAGAAGAUGAUCUAUCUGAAAAAUUGGACAGUGCUGGAAAUGUACUUAGUGACGAAUACAGUGAUGAUGACGACGACGAUGACUUACAACUACCUCAAAAUGCAGAAACCUGUUUAGAAAUGAACCAGGUGUAUCAGGAUGUGGUCAAGGAGAAGCUGGCGGAGCUUGAACAGCUUCUACAGGACAACCGAAAGAAGCAGAGGGAGAUAGAGUCUCAGUUAGAUGGGUCUGCUGCUCAAAACUCCAACACAUCCUCAGCGUUGCCGACACUGAGGAUGUAUAUAGGGAACUUUAUGAAGCCCUACUUCAAAGACAAGGUGACCGGUCUGGGACCUCCAGCAAAUCCUGAAACAAGAGAGAUCCAGAGUGCAGGGACAACCCCGUGUGAUGAAAAAAAAAUCAAAAGAUGGGAAGGAUGGCAGAAAUCUCUGUUGAUCAGUGCUGUGGUCCAGGACACCAUGAAACGCAUGGUUCAGCCAAAAAUGUCAAAAAUGGAAUACCUCAGAGACAAAAUGUCAAAAGCUGAAGAAUCUGACAAAGAAGCUUUACAGAACCAGAUCAAAGAAGUUGAAGUUGAGAUUGCAAAGAUAAGUGACUUGAGUGAAGGAGACCUAAUGGGGACACGCACUGAUGAACAUGACUGGGAUAAAAUCUCAAAUAUUGAUUUUGAAGGCAAGCGUGAUGCCUGUGACAUUAAACAGUUCUGGCAGAACUACUUGCACCCCUCCAUUAACAAGUCGUCCUGGAGCUCGGAGGAGAUCGAGAAGCUGAAGGCCAUCGUGGACAAAUACAAGAGUCACGACUGGGAGAUGAUCGCAGAGAAGCUGGAGAACAACAGAACCGCAUUCAUGUGCUUCCAGGCACACCAGCGUUACAUCUACACAAGCUUCAAGAAAAGGGCAUGGACGAGUGUGGAGGACCGCAAGCUCACAGACUUGGUGCACAAAAAAAGAAUUGGCAACUUUAUUCCAUACACUCAGAUAUCAUAUUUCAUGGAUGGACGAGAUGCUGCCCAGUGCAUCUAUCGGUGGACUUCAGUUUUGGAUCCCUCCAUCAAGAAAGGCCCCUGGUCUAAAGAAGAAGAUGAGAUGUUAUUGAGAGCGGUGCAGAAACACGGUGUUCCGAAUUGGUGGAGAAUUAAGUUUGAUGUACCAGGUCGGACAGAUGGGCAGGUUCGUGACAGGAGUUCUUGCAUUCCAGGCAAGUGGGUGAAGAUCGCCACUGAAGUUCCCAACCGGAUAGACAGUCAGUGCUUGGGCAAAUGGAGAUUACUAACCAAACCCAGUGCUCCAAGAAAGAAGCGCCCACCCAGUACGGCCGUGCCCAGAUCCUCCGACACAGCGACCCCCGGCAGCGAGACGCGGCAAACUCCAACUCAGAAACCUGCUGAGAAGACAAGGAAGAAAAGGGGAAAACGAAAUAAGAGAAAGAAAAUGGCUACUGCUGAUGAUGAGGACGAGGAAAUGUCAGAGGGGGAGAUUGAGUACCUCGACAGCGAAUGCGAAGAAGAAGAACAUGUGGCUUCUCCCUCAGAGCCUGAGGUGUCUGUGCCCAAAUACGUCCAGCCUCCGCUCUCAGAGUGGAUACCCAGACAAGCUGCAGGAGUGAUCAGACUGGCCCUGAUCAAGCAGCCCAACAGGGAGGAUGGGAACCGCAGCACCACCAUCAAUGGCUUCCUCCUCCCACGUGUCAAUUACACGGCCCUCGACCGCUGCGGUCAUAUUGCAAAGCGCUUCAUAGCACAGCAGUACCAGCCACCAAAACAACGGACCUAUGAGGAGGAUACGAUCCUAAUUCCAGAAUACGACGUCAGAAGUGUUUAUGAGAUAUUGGGAAUUAAAAGUCAGCAAGCGACAGAAAAGGACAAGCGGAAGACGGCUAACCAGCAGCGUAGAUCUCUAAAGCGUGGCCCUAACGCACAAGCAGCCAAGACCCAACUCUCCAACGAGCUGAUGUCCGUCAUCGCCCGCUGGAUGGGGAAUAUCCUCAUUCCUCUGCCGUACCAUAUGAGCCAAAUGUUUGAAGUGGAUGUGGUGAGAAAACGAGCAGUCAAAGUUGAGCUUUCGAGCACCACAGUCUUCUUGUCCCUGCUGAAGAUUCUUCAUGUUGACUCUGCUGGUUGCAAGACUGUUAUUUCAGCCCGAAGUAACAAAGCUCUUGCUGCAGCGUCAAACAUCCCAGCACAGCAGAUGAGCAACAGGGGCUUAAAGAAGGUCAAGAGACAAGGGCACCCUUCAGAACCUCUGAAGCGCAUUUGCACAAAUAAUAGUAAUAAUCAGCAGACACAUGUGCUGUAUCGGCUUCUGCAGCCACAGCCAUCGCAGAGCCACCAAUCAUCGUCAGCUCCGUCAUCUCAACCUGUGGGUCAAGUGACGCAGCCUCGCGCUGUUCAGCCGAUACGGCCUUCUCUGGUCCUGCCACCGCCACCACUACAGUCUCAGACUCACAAAGGUUUGCCUCCGGUUGCACCCAUCCCGUUGUCACGUGGUGUCCAGGUUGCACAGCCUUUGAAGAUGUCUGUAAUGCCACCACCUCUAUCCACCAGCACCACGAGCGUUUCCACUUCCACAGAACAACCUACCGGACCACUUAAGCGUGUAAGGAAAGCCACACCCAAGGCCAUGGAGCUAAUGGAAGAGGCCAAAGCGAAGACUCAAAAGGGGAACAAAAGGCCGCGUGUGGAGAACACCAACCCCAGCACAGUUUCGCCCGGCACUUUGGUCCUCGCUCCCUCAAUCGCACAAACCCCCCUGAGCACCCAAGAUCCUAACAGACUGGUUGCCAAUGGUAUACCAAUGCUUCCGUCAGGGACCACUGGCCUCACGUUACAGAACCCUCUUAUGUCUGCAAGUAACACUGACCAAACAAACGGACGAGGACACAUACCCCGCGACUUCCCUACGCCAGUUGUUUUUAGCAUGGCCAAUCCUCAAGGGGGUCCUCCCAUCAUGAUGAUACCAGUUCUCCACAGACCAAACGUGGUCACAACCAACACCUCUGGGACUGCUUCUUCCACCAGUGUCCAAGGUGUGGCUGGACGUGUCCCUAGUACUGCAAUGACUACUCCCUCUGCUAGUGUACCAGGUGCCAGCACGGGUGCGCCUAUCAUCUUACUAGCAGCUCCAUCCCAAGUUGGUGCCCAAGGUCUCAGGGGUAGUCUGACCAGCACGGCUCUGACAAGUACUUCCACCAAUAUCGAAGGUGUCACUACCAGUGUGUCAGCUUCCACUGUGACAACUCCAAAGACCAGUACCACAGCUGUUUCUACCAGUGUGCUCACUGCUGCAGUGACGACUGCGCACGCCAGUACUGUUACAAGUGUACUCAAUACCGCUGUGGCAACUGUAUCCACUCGUGCCGCAACUGUUGCAACAAGUGUGCCCAGUACUGCACUGACUGCUACUACCAGACUGUCCUGUGUGCCUGCUGCGACCACUAGCAUCACAAGUGGAUGCGCUGUCCUGAAUCCGGCUGGCCCUUAUCUCACCAUUUCUCCUCUCGUGUCAUCGGUAGCACUGCCUCACUCCCUGCCCACAGCAGGCUUGCCCAACUUACUCCCACCCCCAGUUGGUCUCAUUCAGACCAAUUCGGUCUCCCCACUUCCGGUGAACGGUGCCCUUCCCAUGACCAUUUCACCCAUAUGCGCUUUCAUACCCCCAGGAAACCAGAGUUUGACCACACUCCAGGACACUUCUGGUUUCGAUAAAAAUGUAAUGUUCCUCGAAGACCCAGGUGCCGUGAGUGACUGGAUGAGUGGAAGGAGAGGUGCUGUGUCGCCUCCGUCAGACCAGCGCCUGCCUUACCUCCCGCCGUUCGUGGGCAGCGUCAACACCUUGCAAGGUCUCCUCAAGGCCAAGAAGUCCCUCCUAGAACAUUCCUUACGGGUCGUGCCUGGCAGAGUGGCAACGUAUAUCGGCCAAUCGGAGGAGGAAGACGUGGCAGACGUGAGAAGGAGAGUGUCCGAGACGUUCCGUGGCAAUCCAGCGUACCUGUCUCUCAAGACGCGUUUCCUGGCCUGCUUCACCAUGCCAGCUUUCUUGGCUACGGUCAACCCCAGCCCAGAGCCACCCCCAUCGGAAGACCUCCAGGCAGAUGAUAUUUAAGCUCAACGGUCCAGAAUGUUCCAGAAGGCUGCAGUGGAUUCGAGGCCCAACAGCACUUUAUUUUUUAAUGGAGACAUUACUAUAAUUGUUCAAUGUUAAACUAUAAGUUUUCAAUUAGUACAAGAAAAUGUUUUCUAUGAUACUACAGUCUGUAGCAUUAGGGCAUUGUUCCCCUUUUUGUUUUUUCUAAAUGUUUAGUUACUGUGAGCUUGAAAUAGCCGUUUUGUUUCCAAAAGAAAAUACAGUAUCUUCAAAGAAGAUAGGUGAAUAACUUAUAUUUGUUAAGUGUCCUAUAUAUUUUUGCUAUGUUCGUGUUCAAGAAUGGUUUUUACUCCCCGUCCUGGCAAAAAAAGAUUUUAUUGAUGUUUCAUUUGCAUUCCACUGAUGACUUCCUGAAUAUUUUGUACCGCUUUUCAAGGUUUUCCAUUAUAAUAUUCUGUUAGUUUCAACAUGGUAACAAAAUAAAAAAUGGAAAUUAAUUUAAAGCUUAACAUCUCACAUCUUUCAUAUUUUUACUGGUCUUAAACAGGGAUGGGCAAAGAUACAGUUACAUGUAUUUCCACAUACACAAAAUACCCAGUCUUUCAAUGUUACGAUUAAGAUACAAAAUACACAACACUAACUG
Molecule: messenger RNA, 5197 nt
Organism: Engraulis encrasicolus (European anchovy)
Lineage: Eukaryota; Metazoa; Chordata; Actinopteri; Clupeiformes; Engraulidae
Gene: snapc4
Product: small nuclear RNA activating complex, polypeptide 4
Exons: 24
Coding region: 205-4572 (1455 amino acids)
Biological process (GO): snRNA transcription by RNA polymerase III; snRNA transcription by RNA polymerase II
Cellular component (GO): snRNA-activating protein complex
Molecular function (GO): RNA polymerase II cis-regulatory region sequence-specific DNA binding; RNA polymerase III type 3 promoter sequence-specific DNA binding
Source: RefSeq, a predicted model, not a curated record